AUGGGAGAACAGCCCAUAUUCACCACACGGGCGCACGUCUUCCAGAUCGACCCCACCACCAAGAAGAACUGGGUGCCUGCGAGCAAGCAGGCCGUCACCGUGUCCUACUUCUACGAUGUCAUCAGGAACAGCUACCGGAUCAUCAGCGUGGAUGGAGCCAAGGUGAUCAUCAACAGCACAAUCACACCCAACAUGACCUUCACCAAAACGUCGCAGAAGUUUGGGCAGUGGGCCGACAGCAGAGCCAACACGGUGUUUGGUUUGGGGUUUUCGUCGGAGCUGCAGCUGACAAAGGCCUCCAGUGUCAACGGGACAGACGACGAAAAGGCAUCGCACGCGGGCCCCGUGGAAACCCACCUCAAGUCCGAGAACAACAAGCUGAAGAUCGCGCUGACGCAGAGUGCCGCCAACGUGAAGAAAUGGGAGAUCGAGCUGCAGACCCUGCGGGAGAGCAACGCGCGGCUGACCGCGGCGCUGCAGGAGUCCGCCACCAGCGUGGAGCAGUGGAAGCGGCAGUUCUCCAUCUGCCGGGACGAGAACGACCGGCUGCGGCACAAGAUUGACGAGCUGGAAGAGCAGUGCAGCGAAAUCAACAGAGAGAAGGAGAAGAACAUCCAGCUGAAGCGGAGGAUCGAGGAUCUGGAAUCCGAGCUCCGAGAGAAGGACUCGGAGUUGAAAGAUCUCCGGAAACAGAGCGAAAUCAUACCUCAGCUCAUGUCAGAGUGUGAAUACGUCUCUGAGAAGCUAGAGGCAGCCGAGAAAGACAAUCAGAACCUGGAGGACAAAGUGCGCUCCCUGAAGAUGGACAUUGAGGAGAGCAAGUACCGGCAGCGCCACCUAAAGGUGGAGCUGAAGAACUUCCUGGAGGUGCUGGACGGCAAGAUCGACGACCUGCACGACUUCCGCCGCGGCCUCUCCAAGCUGGGCACCGACAACUAG
Pipistrellus nathusii (Nathusius's pipistrelle) is the source of this 939-nucleotide messenger RNA. NCBI's taxonomy places the organism in Eukaryota, Metazoa, Chordata, Mammalia, Chiroptera, Vespertilionidae. The record is from the annotation of a GenBank genome assembly.